This is a messenger RNA of Arxiozyma heterogenica, 1098 nucleotides long. RefSeq names its product biotin synthase (gene BIO2). Gene Ontology annotation, cellular component: mitochondrion. The record is from RefSeq and is a predicted model, not a curated record. The transcript has a single exon. NCBI's taxonomy places the organism in Eukaryota, Fungi, Ascomycota, Saccharomycetes, Saccharomycetales, Saccharomycetaceae. Gene Ontology annotation, biological process: biotin biosynthetic process. Bases 1 to 1098 code for a protein of 365 amino acids. Gene Ontology annotation, molecular function: 2 iron, 2 sulfur cluster binding; biotin synthase activity.
AUGAUGAUCUCUUCAAGCCUGCCAAUUGCCUCUAAACGUUUCGUUUUCAGAUUCAUUCAUACAAAUACCACAAACCCAAUCAUUUCAUAUGCACUUUCACUAAAGGAACCUAAAAAUGAUUGGACUAGAGAAGAACUUAGAUCUAUCUAUAAAACCCCGUUAUUGGAACUAGUACACCAAGCACAAUUGCAACAUCGCAGAUUCCAUCAACCAAACAAGGUUCAAAUGUGUACAUUAAUGAAUAUCAAGACUGGUGGUUGUACAGAAGAUUGUAAAUAUUGUGCUCAAUCUUCCAAAAAUGAUACUGGUUUGGAAGCGGAAAGUUUGGUUGAUGUAAAAUCCGUCAUCAACCAGGCUAAGGAAGCCAAGAAACAUGGUUCUACCAGAUUCUGUCUAGGUGCUGCAUGGAGGGAUAUGAAUGGCAGAAAAUCCGCACUUAAAAAAAUCUCUGAAAUGGUCUCAAAGGUUAAUGAAUUAGGGUUAGAGACUUGUGUUACUUUGGGUAUGGUGACUGAAAAACAAUCCAAACAGUUAGGUGAAGCUGGCUUAACUGCCUAUAAUCAUAAUGUGGACACUUCAAGAGAACAUUAUAAGAAUAUCAUCUCUACUAGAACUUAUGACGAUAGGUUGAAAACUAUCCAAAAUGUGCAAAAGAGUGGUGUUAAAGUAUGUACUGGUGGUAUCUUAGGUCUUGGUGAAAGUGAAGAAGAUAGAAUCGGGUUUUUAGAAACUUUGUCUAAUAUGAAUCCAUAUCCAGAAUCUAUACCAAUCAAUAGGUUGGUUCCAAUUGAAGGAACCCCAAUUGUUGAAGAAUUAAAUAAACCAGGUUUUAAAAAAUUGACACUUGAGGAUAUGUUGAGAACUAUAGCAACUGCAAGAAUCACUAUGCCAAAAUCCAUCAUUAGGUUGGCUGCUGGUAGAUAUACAAUGAAGGAAUAUGAACAAAUAAUGUGUUUUAUGGCUGGCUGUAACAGUAUCUUCUCUGGGAAAAAAAUGUUAACCACCUUGUGUAAUAGUUGGGAAGAAGAUAAAGCUAUGCUGGCUAAAUGGGGAUUGACUGUCAUGGAACCAUUUGAAAAUGAUGCGAAGAUAGAAUAA